AUCGAAUCGAAUACCUUCGGAAGUGUGUUUUUAAGCGUGGAACACAUUGCUGUCAUUUAAAGGACCCGGCAAAUCAUGGCUUGUCCAACAUUUAUUGAUAUCACGGAGGAGGAACAGAUGGCUGAACUGAGAGAAUUUCUUCACCGAAAAGGUGAAAAAAUAACGAAGGAGUAUGAGAAGGAGGGUGGUAACUUAUGUGACAAUUUAAUGGAGAUAAUGGAUGCCUCUCGUAACAUCGUUAAUGAGGCCAGUGAUACCGUACAAGAAUAUGAAAGUCUUUUGUACAGUUUGGUUUCUUUAGUUGUUUAUGUUCCGUUUCCGGAUAAUGAUCUGUUGAAAAUCGAGAAAUUUUGCGAAGUCUUAUCAAACCCUGAGAAUCAAAAACCAGGAAAACACUGUGAAUCUAGGCUUAGAGUAUUACAAACCCUUUACAAGAGUUUGUCAACUAACGGUCCUCAGAGAUAUAUUGUAUACAAAGCAAUGCUUGGAAUUGCAAUGGCCAUACCAAACAUGAGUGCAAUAAUCACUGAUGUAAAAAAGCUUGGUAAACUUUUUGAAGAAUGGAAUGUUGGAGUUGAAGAGCAGAGAGAAUUAUAUAUGAUCAUACAAAAAGGAUGGUUAAAAGUAAAUCUUCCCAACAGAGCAAUGAAGACAAUGUUAGCCUAUUUGUCAACUUUUGAAGCUGAAGAUUCUAAAAAAGCAACAAAAGAAGCUGAAAAAUGCAUAUUUAUCUUAAUUAAUGAUCCUAGAUACUUUCUUAUGGAUCAUUUGUUGAACUUGGAACCUGUUAAGGCUUUGAAAGGCUCUCUAAUUUUUGAAUUGCUACAAAUCUUUAUUCAUCAACGAGUUGCCCAAUACCUUGAUUUCUAUUCUAAAAACCAGGAAUUUAUUGAAAUGAUGAAACUCAAUCAUGAACGCAAUUUGAAAAAGAUGAGGAUUCUUACUUUAAUGCAAAUAGGAGAAUUUAACAGAGUUGUAGAUUUCUCCACAUUAGAAAGAGAAUUAAAAUUGGAAUCGGACCAAGUAGAAAAUUUUGUAAUAGAAGCCACUGCUUGUAGAGCCGUAAACGUAAAAAUUGACGAAAUGAAUAAAAAGAUCGUUAUCAAUAGCACUUUACCUAGGGCAUUCGAGAUGAAACAAUGGCUAAAUCUACAAAACCAAUUGAAAAAUUGGAAAUGGCAGUUGAACACCGUAAAAAAUUUCCUCGCUGUCAAGAAAGAGAAACCGAAGAAAUCGAAUCAAUCGCGAUACGCUCCUGAACGCUAAUUAACUAUUAGUCAAUUCUCUGUUUUUUUUCAAGGGCUUGUAUUAAAAAGAAUUUAUUAAAAUGUAAACAUUGUGGAAUUAUGGUUUUGCAGUUGUUAUAGGUUCCGGAGAAUAAGUUCCACACGGGGGUGGAACAUCUCUUGGCCAGUUACAAAGACUAUCAUAAACAUCCCAUGUCAGACCUGUUCCGGGAUUAAGUAAUUAAAAUGUAAAUAUAUAUAAAAAAGAGAUAUAUUACCAUCAGGACAACACUGAGUUCCCAUGUUUUGUCCAUCUUGACACGUGUAGUAGCACCUACAGUUCAUUUCCAAAAUUGGAUAUCUCCCAUCUGGAGUAUUUCCACAACUUUUCUCAUUUCCACAAGGCGGAGGUGUAUUCACAGGAUCGUCACAUUGACCCUUAGCGUGAUUGAAAACUCUUGGUCUUAUGCAAUAGUUGGCAAUAGGCGACCCAUUUCUGCAAAUUUCAUAAUACUGACAACCAGCAUUUACUAUUGUAUCAUCAGGUUUAUUAAUGCAUUCAUUGGCAGAUGCAAAUCCGACUACAAAGAAAGAAAAAAAGUAAUCCUUUAUCUUCAAUAAAAGAUAUACAACCUAAACAAAGCAACAAUGUAAUCUUAAUCAUAUUUCUCUCUGUUUUGCUUCAGAGGUUAGCGUUAGGUUGAAUACGCCGUUCGCCUCUUUUAUAGAGGCUUAAUUAUAGCCAGCGAAGAUAACAGAUGCUAAGUUAUGUUCACACAUGCUUAAAAUGCUACUUUUGCCAAAAAAUAUAUUCUUCCUUGGGAAUUACCUGAUUGUGUCAAAUAUAACCUUCAAUUAUCAUUAUCAAAACAUAGAUACAGUAUAUUUAUAUAUAUAGCCUUUAAAGUAAUUUUUAUUUU
This is a messenger RNA of Dimorphilus gyrociliatus, 2146 nucleotides long. The record is from the annotation of a GenBank genome assembly. Lineage: Eukaryota; Metazoa; Annelida; Polychaeta; Dinophilidae.